Messenger RNA from Engraulis encrasicolus (European anchovy), 1190 nucleotides. RefSeq names its product dual specificity protein phosphatase 8-like. Bases 236 to 655 code for a protein of 139 amino acids. Lineage: Eukaryota; Metazoa; Chordata; Actinopteri; Clupeiformes; Engraulidae. The record is from RefSeq and is a predicted model, not a curated record. The transcript has 4 exons.
UCCCUUAGUAGGGAUGCUGCCCUUGUUAUUUUCAGGAAUCAGUCAUCGCAAUUUUAAAUUAUUUAUCGCCGUUUGGGCUGUGGCCAUCCGAUCUACUCCCAUCCAAUAAGACACCAUGGUGAUGUCUCCAUUAUCCUCAAAACUGUAGACGUUGGGCCUUCUCUCCUCCAAUCGCUCCUAGUGCCUAUACCCUCACCCCCUCCGUCCCUCUCUCUGCACCCGUGUGGCAGCAGCCAUGUCUGGGAUGAGGUUGCGUCGGGGGGCCGUGGUGGACACCCAGAGGCUGGCCGGGAUGCUGCAGCGGCGGCCCCACCAGACCCUGGUCAUCGACAGCCGCACCUUCUCAGAGUACAACGCCUCCCACGUGCUCAACUCCAUCAACGUCUGCUGCUCCAAGCUGGUGAAGAGGAGGCUUCAGCAGGACAAGGUGUCCGUGGCCGAACUCCUGCAGCCCAAUGGCAAAAUAAAGGUGAACCUAUGCAGGAAACAGGAAGUGGUGGUUUAUGACCAGGGCACCAAAGACGCCAGCCUGCUGUCCAAAGACAGCUUCGCCUACAUCCUGCUCUCCAAGCUAGAGCAAACAUUCAACCAGGUGUUUUUACUCACAGGUGUGCUCCAUGGCAGCCUCCACAUCUGGUAUCCAGUGGCCUCCUGAUAUACUACGGCCACUGUGCCAGAGAGACUGAGGAGCAAGAAGCAAUAACACAAGCCAGUAUACAGGGCAGUGUUUCAGGACACAAACAGCAAGUCAUAAAAUGAUGUGUCCCUGGAUUGACAGGAGUGUUUUCUUUCCUGUGUCUCUUUGUGUUAAUUACACUGAUAUUUACUGAAAGAGGUUACUUAUCUGGUAUCCACAGUGCAUGGCACCAUGCCUGAGAGAGAGAGAGAAAUUUGAAACAACAGAAUUACAAGGUUUUUUUUUCCAAAUGCAUGAUCUCACAAAUAGAAACUUGUCAAAUGUUUGUACCUUGUGUGACAGUCGUAUAGCGUUGUCUGUCCCUUGAUUACAGUGAUUUAAUUGAAUUAGAUUAAAAUGAAAUUGAAUUCAUCCACUGGUCUCCCGAUACAGUACAUUGCACCAUAGAGAGGGACAUAAGACAUAUCACAAGCACACAUGGCUGUAUUUCACAAGACAUACAGAAACUUAUCAACUGUUUUGUUCCCAGAUUGACAGUACAGUAGUCCGUCUG